Pongo pygmaeus (Bornean orangutan) is the source of this 11098-nucleotide messenger RNA. RefSeq names its product NHL repeat containing 2 (gene NHLRC2). Gene Ontology annotation, molecular function: protein binding. The transcript is spliced from 11 exons. The record is from RefSeq and is a predicted model, not a curated record. The coding region runs from base 447 to 2627 and encodes 726 amino acids. Lineage: Eukaryota; Metazoa; Chordata; Mammalia; Primates; Hominidae.
GACUUUAAAAAUAAUUUUUAAAAAUACGUUGCCCUUUUAAGUCCUACGGAAUUAUUGUAUUUUAUUUUUGUUCGAAAGCCCGCUCAUUCCCAAUGUGGAGGGUUGGGGAUGGUUCCCUUAGCGCCUCUGGGACGCUGUCCCUGAGGACUUAUUCCAUGUUGAAUCUGACGCUCUCAAUGUCCAGGCUCGGCUGCGGCGUGGGGACCGAAAAGGGGCGGGGUGGGUCGGGACGGCAGUUUAAUUAGGUCCCCGGGAACUGCGUUGAUUUGGUCUUUUGGCACUUGGACGUAUGCUUUAAAAAGAAAAAAGUGUCACUGGCGUGGAGUGGGGCUAGUGGAGGGUGAGGUGAAUGCGCCGUUUGGAAACCACAGGACAGUGAACCUUUCGUCUCUCCCAGCGAGACUCUACCGCGGGCCCGGCGGCCGCCUUGGGAGCCCGGCGGAAACAUGGCGGCGCCCGGAGCCCGGGGCCGCAGCCUCUCCGGCCUGCUCCCCGCGCAGACCUCGCUAGAGUACGCCCUGCUCGACGCCGUUACCCAGCAGGAGAAGGACAGCCUGGUCUACCAGUAUCUGCAGAAGGUGGACGGCUGGGAGCAGGACUUGUCAGUACCCGAGUUUCCGGAAGGAUUAGAAUGGCUGAACACAGAAGAACCUAUUUCUGUCUACAAGGAUCUAUGUGGAAAAAUAGUCGUCCUUGAUUUCUUCACCUACUGCUGCAUAAACUGUAUUCACCUAUUGCCUGAUCUCCAUGCAUUAGAACACACAUACUCUGAUAAAGAUGGUCUUCUCAUUAUUGGUGUUCACUCGGCUAAGUUUCCAAAUGAAAAAGUACUGGAUAACAUUAAGAGCGCUGUUCUUCGAUACAACAUCACCCACCCUAUGGUUAAUGAUGCAGAUGCCAGCCUUUGGCAGGAACUAGAAGUUUCCUGCUGGCCAACUCUAGUCAUACUUGGACCUCGCGGAAACAUGUUAUUUUCUUUGAUUGGAGAGGGACACAAAGAUAAAUUAUUUUUAUAUACUUCAAUUGCUUUAAAGUAUUACAAAGACAGGGGGCAGAUCAGAGAUAAUAAAAUUGGAAUAAAACUCUAUAAAGAUUCUUUGCCUCCUUCACCAUUGCUAUUUCCUGGCAAAGUAACAGUAGACCAAGUUACUAAUAGAUUGGUAAUAGCAGACACUGGACAUCAUAGAAUUUUGGUCGUUUGGAAGAAUGGACAAAUUCAAUAUAGCAUUGGAGGACCCAACCCUGGAAGAAAAGAUGGAAUAUUUUCAGAAUCAACUUUUAAUUCUCCACAAGGUGUAGCCAUAAUGAAUAAUAUCAUAUAUGUGGCAGACACUGAAAACCACCUUAUAAGAAAGAUUGACCUAGAAGCUGAGAAGGUGAGCACUGUAGCUGGCAUUGGAAUCCAAGGUACAGAUAAAGAAGGUGGAGCAAAAGGAGAACAACAACCCAUUAGUUCCCCUUGGGAUAUAGUUUUUGGAACAUCAGGUUCAGAGGUCCAAAGAGGUGACAUUUUAUGGAUAGCCAUGGCAGGGACUCAUCAGAUAUGGGCACUCCUGCUGGACUCUGGCAAACUGCCAAAGAAAAAUGAGUUAACAAAAGGAACCUGCCUUAGGUUUGCUGGAAGUGGAAAUGAAGAGAAUCGAAACAACGCCUAUCCUCACAAGGCAGGUUUUGCCCAACCUUCAGGCCUUUCCUUGGCCUCUGAAGAUCCCUGGAGCUGCUUGUUUGUAGCAGAUAGUGAGAGCAGUACAGUGAGAACCGUUUCACUGAAAGAUGGAGCAGUGAAGCACCUUGUAGGAGGAGAAAGAGACCCCAUGAAUUUAUUUGCUUUUGGUGAUGUUGAUGGAGUAGGAAUCAAUGCAAAGCUUCAACACCCCCUUGGAGUAACAUGGGACAAAAAAAGGAAUUUACUUUAUGUGGCAGACUCCUACAAUCACAAGAUUAAAGUUGUGGAUCCAAAAACAAAAAACUGUACAACAUUAGCAGGAACUGGAGACACAAAUAAUGUUACCAGUUCCAGUUUUACCGAGUCAACUUUUAAUGAACCAGGAGGCUUGUGUGUUGGAGAAAACGGACAAUUAUUAUAUGUAGCAGACACCAAUAAUCAUCAAAUUAAAGUGAUGGAUUUAGAAACUAAAAUGGUAUCUGUGCUCCCCAUCUUCAGAUCUGAAAAUGCUGUGGUAGAUGGCCCAUUCCUAGUAGAAAAACAGAAGACAUUACCCAAACUACCUAAAUCUGCUCCAAGCAUUAGGCUUUCCCCCGUGACUGCGUGUGCUGGCCAGACUCUUCAGUUCAAACUCAGAUUAGACCUCCCAUCAGGAUCAAAGCUAACUGAAGGAGUACCCAGUUGCUGGUUUCUAACAGCUGAAGGCAAUGAAUGGCUACUUCAAGGACAGAUGCCAUCUGGAGAUAUAGAGAACAUUUCCAGUCAACCAACAAUUUCACUACAAAUUCCUGAUGAUUGCUUAUCACUUGAAGCCAUUGUAUCUAUCAGCGUGUUUCUUUAUUACUGUAGUGCAGACAGCAGUGCUUGCAUGAUGAAGGCAAUUUUGUUCAGUCAGCCUUUACAAAUAACGGAUACACAGCAAGGUUGCAUAGCUCCAGUAGAGCUCAGGUAUGUAUUUUAGCCAGCCAGCUAGCUAGCAACCCAUUGCCACCACCUACUGUCCCCCAUCCUGACUAUCACUGUAAUUUAAGGAAAGAAAACUUCAAUUCUGCCUCUGGAUACCAAGAUGCCCAUUGCUCAGUUCUAACAACUGAUAUUAAAAUAAAGCUAUGCUCCUUACUUACUUCUUUUAUUAUAAACAAAUUCCUUUGCUUUGGCUGAUACUAGCUGAGUCAUUGAUCAUCAUUGGAACCAUGAUACUGUAAUCUAUGCUGCUAUUUGGCACAAGACUGAAGUUCACACUACAGUAGAGAAUACUAUAAGAUAAUUUGCAAUAAAUACUGAUAAUAAUAAUACCAGAUAUUUUAACUAACUUUUUCUACCUUUAUUAAUAGCAGUCAGCACACUUGAAUGUGUAAAUUUCACAGUAACUUUAGGCAGAACUUAAGCUCCAGUCCACAUUUGUAUAAGAACACCAAGUAUUCAAGGCAUAAAGUUUGUUGUAAGCCAAAAAAAAGUCUUUUCAUCACUGUAGAAGUUUAAGGAGUACAUCAGUGGUAAAUAGGAUCUUUAUUCUCUUCUGUGGUUUUCUCAGUUGAGAUAUUUUUAAAAGAGAGUUUUGAUCUAUUUUUAUUAUAAAUUAUUUGUUAUUUAACAUACCAUUAUGAAUGCCUUAAAACUUUGUACAGAUAAAGUUGGACAUAGAAUCUCUAAGGACUGACUCCUUUAACUGUUUUUGAGUGACUACAUUACCAGAUAAUGAAUGAGUCCCCAGAAAUAUUAUGACUUUCAAGGAAAAAGGGACUUCAGGACACAUUACUUAGUGUCUGUGAUAAAUAAUUUAUUAUGACAGCUAAAUCUGAUGGUUACAUAUCUUGUUUUGGAAAUGUACAUUUCACUUGUAAGCAUUAAAUGCAGAUUUGUUGAGUUCAGGUUUUGAGGUUUUUUUGUUCCCAUAUUCAGAAUUUAAAUUAUGAUCAUUUAUUGUGAUGUUUUUAAAAAUCACUUUUAAGCCUUAAAAGUGAAAUUUUCAGUGUGAGGUGCUUUCAUGCUAUUAAUAGAUACAGUAUAUCCUAAUAUAUUACUCUUCAAAAUAUUAAGGCCGAAACAGUGAUUUAAUGAUACUAUUUUUUAAUUUUUGUUGUUUUUUAACCCUAAAAAAAGAUAUUGGAAAGGUUUUUUUUCUAUUGUCAUAAUUUUUAACUACUUAAAAGCCUAAUCUUGUUUUCCUUAAGACCUAUUCAACAUGUUUGUGAUUUAAUCAGCUUACAAGAUUUCAAAAACAUCAGGUGAACCAUGUUUAUUUAUUCAGUAAAUAUUUAUAGACACUAUGGCAUAAUAUGCUUCCCUUCCCUGUAAAAACAGUGCUAAAUUUGAAGUGUAAUCUUUUUUAAACAUCAUUGUCUAUUUUUAAUUUUUUUUUGAAAUGUAGUAUUAGUUUGUUUUAUUCAUAAGGUUAGCUGAAUCUCUGAAGUAAGGAUGUAUAAAUCAUGACAUUGAUUUAAUUAGUCAUCUAUUGAAGCUACUUUUAAAGAGAAAUAUGGAUAUAAAAUUAAAAGGAAUCCUGUUUAAAAUUAUAUGUAAUUACCUCAUAAACCUUUUCUCUCCACAAGCAAUCAAAAAAAUGAAAUGUUCUGUAAUAAAAGGGUGUAUAACAUACUCUCUUUUAUGGAGAAUAGGCCUUAGUUAUUUUAUUUUUGAGACGUGGUCUGGCUCUGUAGCCCAGGCUGGGAGUGCAGUGGCGUGAUCUUGGCUCACUGCAACCUCUACCUCCUGGGUUCAAGAGAUUCUCCUGCCUCAGCCUCCCAAGUAGCUGGGAUUACAGGCGUACACCACCAUGCCCAGCUAAUUUUUUUGUAUUUUUAGUGGAUACAGGGUUUCACCAUGUCAGUCAGGCUGGUCCGAAACUCCUGGCCUCAGGUGAUCUGCCUGCCUCUGUCUCCCAAAGUGCUGGGAUUACAGACGUGAGCCACCUUGCCCUACCGGCCUUAAUUAUUUUUUAAUCUCAUUUGACUUACUGUGUUUCUCAUUUCUAGAUGGACAGGAUGAGAAUAUUUUGGCCCAAUCAUUUUCUGUUUAAGAACAUAAACAAUUUCACACUCUAAAAGAAGUAUAUACAGUUUUAAUUUGCUAAUUUAGAAAUAUCUGACAAUUUAUUUUUCAGUAUAAUAUACAAACACAGUGUUUGUUAUACAUGUUCAUGUACAGUGAAAAUGCAAAGGCAUUUUUUAGACUCUAUUCCCCUUCAUUUGUCUAGACAGUUUUAGGUUAGCCUUAGCUUAUGCUUUUCUUGACUUUCAAAAUACAGUUUUAUUGAACAUUCUUAAUCUUACCCACCGCCAGUCUGCAUUGUUUUUUACAUUAAAAGUAUUAUUUAUAGUAGACUAAUAUGAUUUUGAAUAAAUCACACUUAAGCAAUAUAGAUAGUUUCCUAGAAUUUAUGAUGAGGAUAAACCUCUCACAUAAGACGAAGCACUAGAAAGUUUAUUUUUAAAACUUGUUGAUCCAUAUUCUAUAAGGACUUCUGCAUAUUUUUUAUCUUUUGCUUUUCUUGUUGCAUAAAUUAUUCUGUCCAGUGAUAGUUUAAAAAGAACAAAAUUUUAGUGUAAGUCACCUCACUUGAAAUGCCAGUAAUGUGGCAUUACACGGAAAACUUUGUAGUUUAAUCACCCAUAAGUGUAACUUUAGCAAAAUUCAAUGACUAUGAAAAAUAGUUUUUUCUUAACUGUUCUAAUAAUAUUUAGUUAUAAUAUUAUCAAACCUUCAGAAAGCUAUAAAUCCUAACAGCCAGAAAAAAAAAAUUUACUAUGUGUAUAUUUAUAUAGGUGUGUGUAUACACAAAGAUUAAGAAUUAUUCGUGAUUCUUUUAUGGCCAAUAUACUUUUGAGCUUAUAUAACUGAGAUAAGUUACUCUUUGCUUGUUUUUCUGUAGUUGGAAAAUUUAGGAAGAUAUUGAAAAUACAUAUCUCUAUAAUGUAAUAAUUUUCUGCCUGCACAAAGUUUACUAUUAAUUUAUGUCUGCCAGUUAAAAAUACGAUAGUUAGAUUUGGCAUCACGUUUAACCACAAUCAUCAAAAUCUACUUAAAUUCUAUAAUUGACAGUUACAUAAGAAUAUAUGCAGAGGGAAAAUGUCAAUGGUUCUUGUGAAUGCAGGAAUUAUGGAUAUUUUAAUUUUAAUUCUACUUUGCUGUUUUUCUUUUUUUUUUUUUUUUUUCUCUUCAGUGAGCAAUCUGUUAUUUUUAAAAUCACGGUGGGGGGAAACCCAUAAAGGUUAAAGAGUUAAAGUUAACUGAAUUGUAAGCACUUAUGUAAUAACUUUUUAAAAGUCAUUUUUAUUACCAGAGCUCAGAACAUUGUUUGGAGUCCUUUGAUCUACUGGUUCUCUUAAGUACGUGAUUUCAUGAAGAUAGCAAUGGUUAUGGCUUUUUUGUUCUGAUAUAUUUAUUGUGUAACAUAGCAUAGUGGUUAAGAGCUUGGAUUUUGCAGUAACUUGGAUUCUAAUCCUUUAAAAUGGGGCUGAUAUACCUGCCUCAUAUUCAAUGAAAUAUUGUGUGUAUAGCACUUAGUAAUUAAUGAAACUGGUAAUUACUGGCUUAGUUACUAUAAUGAUAAUUUGGGACCAUAAACACAUAUCACCCUACAUUUUCUUUGCAACUACAGUUUGUGAAGGAAAAUCUCCCACUAACUAUUGGUUAUGUUAAUAUUCUUCAUAGAGUUGGGUUCAAGAAGAGAAAUGUUUUAUAAUGAAGCAUAUAACUAUUUUAUAAACAACAUUGUAGUUAUAAAGAAGCAUGCCUAUAGUGUUAUUAAAAAUUUUUUAUAAGACUUUCAGAGCUACAAGUAAUGAACUUGCUUUGAGAGGGUCCAGACAUACUCAUCUUGAACCACAUUCCUACAACAUAUGCCCAACAACCUGCACCAGAGUACUUAUAUCUUAACCAAAAAGUUUCACUCCAAUGGUGGUGCUUCACAAAAUCUUCAAAGUGCUUUCAUGUAUAUUGCCUCAUUUGAGCUUCAAAUAACCUUAUAAAUCGGGCAGGUAGAUGUUAGUUUACAGAGGAGGAGACAGCUUUGGAAUAGUGGUGACGUAUCUGAAGAAGAGAAAACUCCUGGAAUAGCACUCAAUGCCUGAAGUGGUGCCUGGCACCAGCAGAUGUUCAAUUCUGUCAAACAAGGGGAAGUAGUGAGUGGUGGAGCCUUUAUUCAGGCACGGGUCUCCUCGUUCCUAACUCCCGAGUUGCAGAGGGAAAACAAACUGCUCAAUUAAGAGUUCUUCCAUGGACACUUUCUUAAGCCUUCACAUAAAGUAACAAGAAUAAUAGAUAUUUAUUGAGUUCUUACUAUUUGCCAGCACUCAUCUAUUAGGUGCUUUUAUGUAUUAACUCAUUUAAUCCUCACAACAACCUUAUGUGAGAAAUACCAUUUUUCCUUAUUUGAUUGGUGAAGAAACACAGAGAGGGUAAGCAUAAUCAAAUACACCAGCAUAACCAAAAUCACACAUUUAGCAAGUGGCAGGGCCUGGAUGGGUGUCUGCUCAACUCUCUGCUGUAUUGCCUCUUAAAGUAGGUUUUCUUAAAACAUAAAUCUUUCAUAACUUUAUAUAUUUAUAGUAACUUAAUCCAAAGAUCCCCAAAAGCACUAGCAAUGAUUGUUUCUGCAAUUUAAAUAAAUCCAUUUAAUUAUACAACUUUGCAUUAUAUACUGUUAUUCAGACCUUGGAACAGUCUAUAAUUGUUUGUCAAAAGAUUUUAUGUACUACUUUUUCUUAAUUUCAGAUAUUAUCCAGAGUUUUUCUUGGCAGAUGGAUGUAUUAAAAAAAUAGCUUUCCAAUGUUAGUUCUAACAGUGCUGUUUCAAAAGUUGUUUUAAAAGUUCUAAUGGUUGGUCUUCAAAACGUAAUUAAGACCUAAUCAUAAAGAGCCUUUUGCACAGGACUAUCCCAAACCCUAAGAAGCUUAUUCAUAUUUAAGAAAAUUUUGUUGUAUUAAUAUUAGUCCAAGUGAGCUCUAGAAAUAUAGUCUUCUGCUUUCUUGUUUCAUAAAUAACACUGGUAUGUAGACCCCUCCCCAUGACUCAAAUAUUAAUAUAUGCAAUUCUGUUACAGUAAAGUUUUCACCAUGGUCAACCUAUUCCAGCAUUAGGUACUUUUUGUUGUUGUUUUGUUUUUUUUUUUUUGAGAUGGAGUUUCACUCUGUCACCCAGGCUGGAGUGCAGGGGUACAAUCUCAGCUCACUGCAAGCUCCGCCUCCCGGGUUCAAGUGAUCCUCCUGCCUCAGCCUCCCAAGUAGCUGGCACUCACCACUACUGGUGCCCACCACAAUGCCCGACUAAUUUUUGUAUUUUUAGUAGAAACAGGUUUUCUGUUGGCCAGGUUGGUCUCGAACUCCUGACCUCAUGUGAUGUGCCUGCCUUGGCCUCCCAAAGUGCUGGGAUUACAGGCAUGAGCCACCAUACCCAGCCUAGCAUUAGGUACUUUUUUUGUUUUGUUUUGUUUUUGUUUUUGUUUUUGAGAUGGAGUUUUGCUCUUGUUGCCCAGGCUGGAGUGCCAUGGCAACACAGCCUCCGCUUCCUGUGUUCAAGCAAUUCUCCUGCCUCAGCCUCCUGAGUAGCUGGGAUUACAGGCGCCUGCCACCACGCUUAGCUGAUUUUUUGUGUUUGUAGUGGAGAUGGGGUUUCGCCAUGCUGGCCAGGCUGGUCUCGAACUCCUGACCUCAGGUGAUCUGCCUGCCUUGGCCUUCCAAAGUGCUGGGAUUACAGGCGAGAGCCGCUGCGACCAGCGCACUAAAUACUAUUAAAAGGAAUUAAGCAAAAUGCUGCAUACCAAUGAUUAUGAUUCAUGAUCACCUAAACACAGAAUGCAGACUUAACUUUUCAUUUUUAGUGUGCUAAUUAAGUAGUAGUAUGGUGCAGUAAGGAAUUUUGUUAAUUUUGUUAUAAACUCCCUCUCCUGAAAUCCGUAAGGAAAUGUGAUAAUAAGAAAGUGAUAAUAGUGUCAUAUUCUAAAAGUAGAAUCCACUGUUAAGCACCAAGAUUACCUUUUCUUCCCCUUGUGGCAGUUUAUUUAAAUGAAGUAUUAGCAAAAUCAUGUCACUAUUUUGUCCUGAAUAAUUCAGAGUUUGCUUUUUUCCCAUGUCUUUGCAAUAGGAUAAUAUAAAGAAUAGUAUUAAAAGUCAGAGGCUUUACUAAUCUACCUAUAUGUAUUCCAUGGCUAACAAACCCUGGCCCCUUCACGUGUGAGUGCUGGAGGUUUGCCUGGCUGCCUCUGACUUGCAGAAGGCUGCCCCAAUCACAGAGCCUGGGUAAGGUGGAACAGGAGGCAGCCCCACUCGGCUUUUCUGAUUGCAUCCCACCUGUUUCUGAGUGUGUUGGUUUGGUUUAAUUCUUUUCAAGGGUUGGAGUUGGAAAGUGAAAACCCUAGACACUUGCUGUGGAAUGUUUGCCUGGUUGUUUUGGUGUGUCCCUCUUCUUCACUGGCAUGUCACUUUCAAGUGUACCAAAGGACAUUUUGUUCUGUUGAAAGCCACAGGACCAAAAGGAAAGUAUUGCAACUAUUUGCAAACAUACUUCCCUACCUGUACAAGCAGCCAUAUACUAAAAAAGCACUAAACAAGCACAAAUGAACACUAAAUAGCCUUAUACCAAAAAGCAUUCUUGUAACUGUCAGGGCAUGGUAUGAAUUCCUUCCUCUUUAAGCAGCAACUUACCACAGGCUUGGUGGCUUUAAGUAAUAUAGAAUUAAGCAAAUGGUCAGUUAUUUUUUAAUGUUGAAAACUUGAAAGUGUGAGUAAUAUGGACAUAUUUUACUACCUUUUGCUUUUAAUAUACUUGGUUAUCUAUUUCCAUUUGAAAUAAAAUGAAAGGAGACCUCAAACUGAUGCUGAGAAGUAGCCAAAAUCAGCUCUCAGAUUUAAAUCUGCCCAAUUUAAAUCGUUAUUUUUUCCCUUCCCAUUUUUUUUUAAGAGACAGGGUCUUGCUGUGUUGCCCAGGCUAGAGUGCAGCAGUGACAUGAUCAUAGCUCACUGCAGCCUGGAACUCCUGGGCUCAGGAUCCUCCUGCUUCAGCCUCCUGAGUAGCUAAGACCACAGGUGUGUGCCACCACACCUGGCUAAUUUUUUUUUAAUUUUUUGUAGAGGUGGGGUCUUGCUAUGUUGCCCAGACUGGUCUCGAGCUCCUGGCCUCAAGCCACCAGCCUCCCAAAGUGCUAGGAUUACAAGCAUGAGCCACCACACCUGGCCUGUUAUUCCUUCUUUAUCUAAUGUGUGCUAAGCUCGUGAAAAAUAUAUGUUGAAGUAAAUAGGGCAAAACAUUAGUUGAUAAAUUAUGCUAAUUAAUGGGAAAAAUAGACACGUUCGUCUCUGAACAUUUAGAAGGACUUUGCCCUACAACUAUCUUCUGUUUUUAGAAUUUGUAGUCACUGUUCUUAAUGCCACUGGAAAUAUAUUCAUUCUUUGAGCAUGUACAGGAUGGGCUCCCUGUUGUAUUUAUUACACUUUUCAAAAUGCCAGCAAGUUUUUGUUUAUAUAGAGUUGGAAUGUAUUGUUCAUGCAUGCCUGUGAUAUUCAUCAUCAAAAUAUACCUGUAAAAAAUAAACUACCGCUUCCUCUCCACACCUUAGGCCUCCCUCUUACUAAAAACAAUAGUAGUUUCUGUAGAAGUCUCAGUGAGAAAUUAUGGUUAUAUAAAUAACAGAUAUGUCAGAACAAUUUUGUUGUAGUAUUUUUUUCGUAGCAUUUCUUAAUAGCUCAGUUUUCAAAGGAGGGGAACAAUACCCCAUGUGAGUUCAAAUUAAUUUUCUCUACUUUGAGGUAUACCUUCCUAAUUAUAUUUUACAUAGGCUAAUUUUUUUAAGUUUAAAUUCUCAGUGUUGCAUUGAGAGACAAUUAGAAAUGUUGUAAUUGUCAUCUCUUUACAUGUGGAUUAUGAACAAAUGAAAGUUUGCUGUGUGAUUGCAGUUUCAAAUUAUAACAUUUCAUAAAUAUGUCAAUUUUAGAAACUCAAACUCUUUCCCAUCUUUUGUAUGGAUAAAGUUUAUGGUUUCAUUUCUGAGAAUAGAGUUGGUCUGCUGUGCUAACUUCAUGUUUCUCAUUCCAAAGGCUUGAUUAUAUUUUUUUCUCCAGUGAUUAAAAAUGCAGCGAAAAUCCAAUUUACAAGUUCAUAUAUUGAAAUUUCUAGACAUAGUCUAGUUCUAAAAGAAUGUACUUGGUGUGCAUUUUUAAGUGUUUCAUGUAGACAGAUUAAUAUAUUUUUGUACAACAUUGUAUUUCUACAUUUAUUUCAAGACUGUACUUUUCAGUGACUUUUUCAAGUGCAUGUGUUAACAGAAGAUUGUUUAGAAUGAGAGUGCAGUGGCUUCUUUACUAGCCAAGAGAAGUGUAAUACAAGUGAUCAUAGAAGGUGAGAAUGUGUUUAUACUGUACAUGGAAACCUGAUGCCUCUUUUCUAAAGCUUUGUACAUUUUUUUCGUGAAAUAGAUUAAAUAUUUUCUCUCUAAAA